AUGUCCAGUAGUUCAGACGAAGAAGAACUUUUACUUUUAUACGCAGUAGUUGAAAGUCAACAAAAGGGGAAGCGAAUUUGGGUUCGUGGCAUAAAUAAAAAAAGAGAAAAUUAUGGCGAAUACCACCGUUUAUGUCGUCAACUGGAGUCACAUGAAGACCGUUUUUAUUUGUACUUCCGGAUGUCUCAGGAUAGUUUUGAAGAAUUGUACGAACUGAUUUUACCAAGGAUUGAAAAAAAAACUACAAACUGGAGGAAACCAAUACACACAAGAGAAAGACUUGCAAUUUGUCUCAGGUAUGCAAUAAAAAAAUAA
This is a messenger RNA of Cinara cedri, 315 nucleotides long. The record is from the annotation of a GenBank genome assembly. NCBI's taxonomy places the organism in Eukaryota, Metazoa, Arthropoda, Insecta, Hemiptera, Aphididae.